Molecule: messenger RNA, 3529 nt
Organism: Nerophis lumbriciformis (worm pipefish)
Lineage: Eukaryota; Metazoa; Chordata; Actinopteri; Syngnathiformes; Syngnathidae
Gene: git1
Product: G protein-coupled receptor kinase interacting ArfGAP 1
Biological process (GO): synaptic vesicle recycling; regulation of G protein-coupled receptor signaling pathway; brain development
Cellular component (GO): synapse; postsynapse; cytosol
Molecular function (GO): small GTPase binding; GTPase activator activity
Source: RefSeq, a predicted model, not a curated record
CGUCCCCCGGCGAGUUACUGUAAGUGCAAGCCUAAAGAGAGUAGAGUAACUGCGGUAAGCGCUUUAUUACACAGCCACGGUGCCAUUAACCACGCCAUGUCUACACAUAAUACCAUAUAGUGCAAGAGUUUGCUAAUGCAUGUGGCGAAUGAACCCGAGAAUCAUACGGGAAAUUCAACAAUCAACUGGCCGGGAAAACCUUUCACACCAGCCGGCUUCCGGGGAUUGAGGGUCUGCAUCGGCUGACGUUGGUCUUGUGGCUCCGGAGGGGAGGAAAGGCGAACGGGCACAUCAUCAUCGCCGACAUCCACCUCUCGGUUUUUUUUUUAGACACUUUCGAUAUGUCAAGAAAGCUACAACGGACGGAAAUCUGCGCUGACUGCAGUGCACCAGAUCCUGGCUGGACCAGUAUCAACCGAGGGGUACUGAUCUGCGAUGAAUGCUGUUCAGUUCACCGCAGUUUAGGACGCCAUAUCUCCAUAGUCAAGCAUUUGAGGCACAGCGGAUGGCCGCCCGCAUUAAUGCAGAUGGUUCAAACUUUGGCCGGCAAUGGGGCCAAUUCAAUAUGGGAACACAGUCUUCUGGACCCUGCCCAGGUGCAGAGCGGCCGAAGAAAACCCAACCCCCAGGACAAAGUCCACCCCACAAAGUCCGAGUUUAUCAGAGCCAAGUACCAGAUGCUGGCCUUUGUGCACAAACUACCCUGUCGCGACGAUGACGGUGUGACUACCAAGGACCUUAGCAAGCAACUUCACUCAAGUGUGCGGACAGGGAGUUUAGAGACGUGUCUUCGGCUGCUGUCCCUUGGUGCUCAGGCCAACUUCUUCCAUCCAGAGAAGGGCACUACCCCACUGCAUGUAGCCGCCAAGGCAGGGCAAAUCUUACAAGCUGAGUUACUCGUGGUAUACGGCGCCGACCCUGGAGCCCCCGACAUCAAUGGACGCACACCCAUGGAUUACGCCAGGCAGGCGGGUCACAUAGAACUUGCAGAACGACUGGUUGAGUGUCAGUAUGAACUGACUGACAGGCUGGCAUUCUACCUGUGUGGCCGACGCCCAGAUCACAAGAAUGGACAUUAUAUCAUUCCUCAAAUGGCAGAUAGAGCUCGUCCUAAGUGCCCGACACAGAGUUUGGACCUUUCAGAACUAGCCAAGGCUGCAAAGAAGAAGCUACAAGCGCUGAAUAACCGGCUGUUUGAAGAGCUCGCAAUGGAUGUGUACGAUGAAGUGGAUCGCAGAGAAAACGAUGCAGUGUGGCUAACUACGCAGAACCACAGCACUCUGGUAACAGAAAGAAGCGCUGUGCCCUUUUUACCAGUCAACCCUGAGUACUCUGCCACACGGAACCAGGGUCGUCAAAAGCUUGCCCGUUUCAAUGCCCGGGAGUUUGCCACACUUAUCAUAGACAUCCUCAGCGAUGCCAAAAGGAGACAGCAGGGGAAAGGUCUCAGCAGCCCAACUGACCCAUUGGACCUAGGCUUUGACGAUGACCAGCAUGACUACGACAGUGUAGCAUCUGAUGAAGAUACAGACAGCGAGCUCACAACCCAAAAUAACAACAACACGCAACGCAACAACCGUGCAAAGAGUAUGGACUCGUCAGACUUUUCGGAUGGACCAAUCACACUGCAGGAGUACCUGGAAGUAAAGAAAGCUCUUGCCUCCUCGGAAGCUAAAGUGCAGCAGUUAAUGAAAGUCAACAACAACCUCAGCGAGGAACUGAGGCGUCUCCAGAAAGAGAUCACACGGAUGCAGACAGAGAACAGCGUGCUGCGGGGGGGCCAGCAGACUGGGGGAUCAGCGGGCCAUGGGGUUGGGGGCCCCGGCGGAGGAGGAGCCUACUGGCCAGGAGGCGGGAUGCGAGGAGUGAUCGGUGGCGGGGGUAUGAGCGGAUUGGGGACAGGGAUUGACGCCUCAGUGCUCACAGCGCCGUCUUUAGCCACGCCUCAGUCCCAUCUCCAUCGGAGAGACCGCCAGGCUUUCUCCAUGUAUGAGCCCGGGGCUGCCCCUAACCCCACGGCCCAUGGUCCCCCAGCCUUGGACUCCCUGGCAGCCCGACUGCAACCCCUCAACACACCCAGCGUAAGGAAGGGUAGUACGGGGGGUUUGGCACCAUAUGGAAGCCAACAUUUAUCCGGGUCUACAGAGAUGGGCCGAUACAUGUUUUCCAGAUCAGAGAAGCACAGCAGUGGCACCGACAGCGAUUAUGACAAUACACAAACGUACGAACCCUCGAUAAGUAUGGGUCGCAGCAGCGAAGAGGAAGGGCGUGGAGAGGCUGAAGACGGUGGUGAGAUGGGCGAUCCAGACCCCACCUUGCCAUGCACUGAGGAUGUCAUACUGAAGACUGAGCAAGUGACAAAGAACAUCCAGGAGCUUCUCAGGGCGGCUCAGGAGUUCAAGCAUGACAGCUUUGUACCUUGUUCUGAGAAGAUCCACUCUGCUGUCACUGAGAUGGCCUCACUCUUCCCCAAACGCCCAGCCCUGGAUGCGGUGCACUGCUCGCUCCGCCUGUUGGCCUCCAGCGCCUCGCGGUUACAAGUGGAGUGUCGUAAGGCGGCGCCCACGGAGCCCGGCGCUCCUGCAGUGGACUACCAGCUCCUCACCCAGCAGGUCAUCCAGUGCGCCUACGACAUCGCCAAGGCCGCCAAGCAACUGGUCACCAUCACCACUCGCGAGAAGAAACAGUGACGGCGGAAAACGCUGAGGAAAGAGCGAAGGCGGCGCGGGACAGGUCAGGAGAGGUCGUACGUGAUGGCACCACAGGGGGGGAGUGGGAAGGGAGCGAUGACGGUUUAUGUGAGGAAAGAAUAGUCAGGACUAUGCAUGGGAAGAAAGCGUUGACGACGAAAUGAGCACAGAAGGAGCCAAAGUGGGAACUACAAGCUGCAGAAUCAGAUGUGUAAGAUAAACGGCUUUACAAGAAAAGACGGUGGUGGUGGUGGUGGUGAUGCCACCUUAUUUAUUCUCUCCCGUCGCCCCUCAGCCUGCUCAACUGGACCAACAAACGAAGAACAACAACUGUGACAGCCCAUCUUUAUCUCUCUCUUUUCGGGUAUGUGGAUCCGUGUGGACGAGGGCCUCGCCAAUCCACCGUCCAAUCUCUGGUUUGCUUUUGCAGCCUGUUGUUGGAGGUCCACAGCAUGUUCUGUCUGGCAUGUCCCCCCCCCGGCCCCCCUUGAAAAUGCAGAUUUGGGAUGGUUCUGCAUAUCUGAAAACUUAUGAAAACACUUAACACUGGAAUAAUUGUGAUUUAUCGUUCUUGUUUAUCAUGUUUUUGUAAUAUUUUACUGACUUAUCUUGAUUUAAUUCUGUAUGUUUGUUAUUGUCUCACUUUUAAUUCUCAUUUAGGGAGAGAGCGUUUACGGGGAUUUAAGUUAACAAAAAAAAAUAACCUGUGAACAAUCCUGAGCAUUUCUUAAGCCUUUCUUUUAAGUUAUACACUCAAUAGCCGAGGGGUUUAUCAGGUGCCAAAAAAGACCAAAAACCCUCUGAUCGUGUUCACAAUUUUAAAUGAAAGCUCAAGUGUU